AUGAGAUUGAAAGAGGAAGGUUCAAAUCUGUGCACCAGAUCCACAGUUUCCGUCGUUAUGAGCUCCGAUUCAAGUUCUAGUGGAGUGCAAUUUCCCGCCAUGGACGCAAGUCAGUUUGCUGCAUUCUUCAAUCAAAUCACCGCGAUCCAAUCGCACAACAGCAAAAGUGCGAAUCCGAGUCAUGAUCCUACAAAUCCAUACUUCAUUCUCCCAUCUGAAAGUCCAGGUAUACCUCUUACUUCUGUUGUUCUGACUGGAUCGAACUUUGGAGCCUGGAGUAGAGCUAUGCUGUUAGCUCUCAAAUCAAAAAAUAAGCUGAAAUUCAUAGAUGGUAAUAUUGAGAAACCAGAUAGCUCAGAUCCACUGUUUGAGGUGUGGGAGAGGUGCAACACAUAUGUCGUUGGUUGGCUUAACCUCUCACUAAGCCCAGAUAUCUACCAAAGUGUUUUGUGA
Messenger RNA from Arachis ipaensis, 453 nucleotides. Lineage: Eukaryota; Viridiplantae; Streptophyta; Magnoliopsida; Fabales; Fabaceae. The record is from RefSeq and is a predicted model, not a curated record.